AGUCAGGCGCUGGCUGCAAUCACACCCGAGCGCCAGCCCCCUCCAGCAUCCCUGAGUCCCAGAGGAGAUCGCCGAAGCGCUGGAAAAGCCGUUCCGCCCACGACUUCUGGUGCCGGGUCGGCGGCGACUUGGGGAGCCCAGUUCCGAGACCGUACCGCACCCACUGCGGACCUCCUGGGCCCUACAUAGUAGGCGGGUCAUGCAGGGCAGCGGGAGGAGGGGCGUGGGAGAGCCAAGGCCGCCGAGUCCCCGCUGUUCAGCCAGCAGGAGCGCCCCGCAGCCCUCCCGGGACACGGUGGACACGCUUGUCCCAGACCCGGGCGCCCUCCUGCCGGGAGCCAGGACUGGCCGCAGCAGGCGCUGUCCGGGCCCGUGGCCGGGGUUUCGGGAGGGGGCGGAGCCAGGCCCACGGCCGGUGUCAGGUUGCUCCGGUAACGGUGACGUUUCGCGGCGUGGGCGGGGCCAGCACGCAGGUUGCAUAUUUUAGGAAGUGAGGAGGAGGCGCGGGCUGGAGCUGCGGCGGGGUCUGGGGCGCAGAGCAGCGGCGGGAGGAGGCGGACACGUGGCAACAGCGGUAGCAGCCCGGGCGGCGGCAGCAACAGCGGCGGCGGCAUCGGCCCGAGCCGCCGGCCGCCCUCCCUCCCUCCCGCCCCGCGGCAGCCCUAGCUCCCUCCACUUGGCUCCCCCGGUCCCGCUCGCUCGGCCGGGAGCUGCUCUGUGCUUUUCUCUCUGAUUCUCCAGCGACAGGACCCGGCGCCGGGCACUGAGCACCGCCACCAUGGGGAAGGGGGUUGGACGUGAUAAGUAUGAGCCUGCAGCUGUUUCAGAACAAGGUGAUAAAAAGGGCAAAAAGGGCAAAAAAGACAGGGACAUGGAUGAACUGAAGAAAGAAGUUUCUAUGGAUGAUCAUAAACUUAGCCUUGAUGAACUUCAUCGUAAAUAUGGAACAGACUUGAGCCGGGGAUUAACAUCUGCUCGUGCAGCUGAGAUCCUGGCGCGAGAUGGUCCCAACGCCCUCACUCCCCCUCCCACUACUCCUGAAUGGAUCAAGUUUUGUCGGCAGCUCUUUGGGGGGUUCUCAAUGUUACUGUGGAUUGGAGCGAUUCUUUGUUUCUUGGCUUAUAGCAUCCAAGCUGCUACAGAAGAGGAACCUCAAAACGAUAAUCUGUACCUGGGUGUGGUGCUAUCAGCCGUUGUAAUCAUAACUGGUUGCUUCUCCUACUAUCAAGAAGCUAAAAGUUCAAAGAUCAUGGAAUCCUUCAAAAACAUGGUCCCUCAGCAAGCCCUUGUGAUUCGAAAUGGUGAGAAAAUGAGCAUAAAUGCGGAGGAAGUUGUGGUUGGGGAUCUGGUGGAAGUAAAAGGAGGAGACCGAAUUCCUGCUGACCUCAGAAUCAUAUCUGCAAAUGGCUGCAAGGUGGAUAACUCCUCGCUCACUGGUGAAUCAGAACCCCAGACUAGGUCUCCAGAUUUCACAAAUGAAAACCCCCUGGAGACGAGGAACAUUGCCUUCUUUUCAACCAAUUGUGUUGAAGGCACUGCACGUGGUAUUGUUGUCUACACUGGGGAUCGCACUGUGAUGGGAAGAAUUGCCACACUUGCUUCUGGGCUGGAAGGAGGCCAGACCCCCAUUGCUGCAGAAAUUGAACAUUUUAUCCACAUCAUCACGGGUGUGGCUGUGUUCCUGGGUGUGUCUUUCUUCAUCCUUUCUCUCAUCCUUGAGUACACCUGGCUUGAGGCUGUCAUCUUCCUCAUCGGUAUCAUCGUAGCCAAUGUGCCGGAAGGUUUGCUGGCCACUGUCACGGUCUGUCUGACACUUACUGCCAAACGCAUGGCAAGGAAAAACUGCUUAGUGAAGAACUUAGAAGCUGUGGAGACCUUGGGGUCCACGUCCACCAUCUGCUCAGAUAAAACUGGAACUCUGACUCAGAACCGGAUGACAGUGGCCCACAUGUGGUUUGACAAUCAAAUCCAUGAAGCUGAUACGACAGAGAAUCAGAGUGGUGUCUCUUUUGACAAGACUUCAGCUACCUGGCUUGCUCUGUCCAGAAUUGCAGGUCUUUGUAACAGGGCAGUGUUUCAGGCUAACCAGGAAAACCUACCUAUUCUUAAGCGGGCAGUUGCAGGAGAUGCCUCUGAGUCAGCACUCUUAAAGUGCAUAGAGCUGUGCUGUGGUUCCGUGAAGGAGAUGAGAGAAAGAUACACCAAAAUCGUCGAGAUACCCUUCAACUCCACCAACAAGUACCAGUUGUCUAUUCAUAAGAACCCCAACACAUCAGAGCCCCGACACCUGUUGGUGAUGAAGGGCGCCCCAGAAAGGAUCCUAGACCGUUGCAGCUCUAUCCUCCUCCACGGCAAGGAGCAGCCCCUGGAUGAGGAGCUGAAAGACGCCUUUCAGAAUGCCUAUUUGGAGCUGGGGGGCCUCGGAGAACGAGUCCUAGGUUUCUGCCACCUCUUUCUGCCAGAUGAACAGUUUCCUGAAGGGUUCCAGUUUGACACUGACGAUGUGAAUUUCCCUAUCGAUAAUCUGUGCUUUGUUGGGCUCAUCUCCAUGAUUGACCCUCCACGGGCGGCCGUUCCUGAUGCCGUGGGCAAAUGUCGAAGUGCUGGAAUUAAGGUCAUCAUGGUCACAGGAGACCAUCCAAUCACAGCUAAAGCUAUUGCCAAAGGUGUGGGCAUCAUCUCAGAAGGCAAUGAGACCGUAGAAGACAUUGCUGCCCGCCUCAACAUCCCAGUCAGCCAGGUGAACCCCAGGGAUGCCAAGGCCUGCGUAGUACAUGGCAGUGAUCUAAAGGACAUGACCUCCGAGCAGCUGGAUGACAUUUUGAAGUACCACACUGAGAUAGUGUUUGCCAGGACCUCCCCUCAGCAGAAGCUCAUCAUUGUGGAAGGCUGCCAGAGACAGGGUGCUAUCGUGGCUGUGACUGGUGACGGUGUGAAUGACUCUCCAGCUUUGAAGAAAGCAGACAUUGGGGUUGCUAUGGGGAUUGCUGGCUCAGAUGUGUCCAAGCAAGCUGCUGACAUGAUUCUUUUGGAUGACAACUUUGCGUCAAUUGUGACUGGAGUAGAGGAAGGUCGUCUGAUCUUUGAUAACUUGAAGAAAUCCAUUGCUUAUACCUUAACCAGUAACAUUCCCGAGAUCACCCCGUUCCUGAUAUUUAUUAUUGCAAACAUUCCACUACCACUGGGGACUGUCACCAUCCUCUGCAUUGACUUGGGCACUGACAUGGUUCCUGCCAUCUCCCUGGCUUAUGAGCAGGCUGAGAGUGACAUCAUGAAGAGACAGCCCAGAAAUCCCAAAACAGACAAACUUGUGAAUGAGCGGCUGAUCAGCAUGGCCUAUGGGCAGAUUGGUAUGAUCCAGGCCCUGGGAGGCUUCUUUACUUACUUUGUGAUUCUGGCUGAGAACGGCUUCCUCCCACUUCACCUGUUGGGCCUCCGAGUGGACUGGGAUGACCGCUGGAUCAACGAUGUGGAAGACAGCUACGGGCAGCAGUGGACCUAUGAGCAGAGGAAAAUCGUGGAGUUCACCUGCCACACAGCCUUCUUCGUCAGUAUCGUGGUGGUGCAGUGGGCCGACUUGGUCAUCUGUAAGACCAGGAGGAAUUCGGUCUUCCAGCAGGGGAUGAAGAACAAGAUCUUGAUAUUUGGCCUCUUUGAAGAGACGGCCCUGGCUGCUUUCCUUUCCUACUGCCCUGGAAUGGGUGUUGCUCUUAGGAUGUAUCCCCUCAAACCUACCUGGUGGUUCUGUGCCUUCCCCUACUCUCUUCUCAUCUUCGUAUAUGACGAAGUCAGAAAACUCAUCAUCAGGCGACGCCCUGGCGGCUGGGUGGAGAAGGAAACCUACUAUUAGCCCCCCAUCCUGCACGCCGUGGAGCAUCAGGCCACACACUCUGCAUCCGUCAUCCACCCCCUCUUUGUGUACUUCAGUCUUGGAGUUUGGAACUCUACCCUGGUAGGAAAGCACCGCAGCAUGUGGGGAAGCAAGAUGUCCUGGAAUGAAGCAUGUAGCUCUAUGGGGGGAGGGGGGAGGGCUGCCUGAAAACCAUCCAUCUGUGGAAAUGACAGCGGGGAAGGUUUUUAUGUGCCUUUUUGUUUUUGUAAAAAAGGAACACCCGGAAAGACUGAAAGAAUACAUUUUAUAUCUGGAUUUUUACAAAUAAAGAUGGCUAUUAUAAUGGAA
Gorilla gorilla gorilla (western lowland gorilla) is the source of this 4180-nucleotide messenger RNA. It is a transcript of the gene ATP1A1, whose product is annotated as ATPase Na+/K+ transporting subunit alpha 1. Gene Ontology annotation, molecular function: P-type sodium:potassium-exchanging transporter activity; ATP binding; ATP hydrolysis activity. The transcript is spliced from 23 exons. The record is from RefSeq and is a predicted model, not a curated record. Gene Ontology annotation, cellular component: sarcolemma; sodium:potassium-exchanging ATPase complex. The coding region runs from base 779 to 3850 and encodes 1023 amino acids. Gene Ontology annotation, biological process: potassium ion import across plasma membrane; sodium ion export across plasma membrane; intracellular potassium ion homeostasis. NCBI's taxonomy places the organism in Eukaryota, Metazoa, Chordata, Mammalia, Primates, Hominidae.